CAGGGUUCAAGAUGCACUUGAUCAACACUUUAACAUGUUUCAUAUUCGCUAGCACGAUAACUGGCUUGAUAAUACCCAAUGAUGUCGACGAUUCACAUCCAAAAUACCAUGAUGAAGUGCAACAAAGUCCUUCAGACGUCAAGGUCUUUGAAUUAGUAAAUGGGGCAUAUUUAGAAAAGAGACGAGGCGGUUUUAGGUCAUCUGGUAGUUCUAUUUCCAGUAGUUCUUCAUCUGGCGGUAGCACUAAAGGUGGUUCUACAUCCGGCAGUACCUCAUCUGGCGGUAGCACUAAAGGUGGUUCUACAUCCGGCAGUACCUCAUCUGGCGGUAGCACCAAAGGUGGUUCUACAUCCGGUACUUCCUCUGGUUCGAGGGUAGGACUGAAUUCGUAUGCAUAUCAAUGUGGAGCUGUAUCUGGGAGACAUACCUGUGGGUAUGGUCCGUAUUAUGCACCUACUGCUGCAGCUGCUGCUGCUGGCUAUGGUACUGCUAGAUAUCACGGAUUAAGAAAUACAACUAGUCAAACCAAUUCAACAGAGACGUCUAAACCUGAGCUGUCGUCGUCUGUAUCAGAGAGUGCUACACCUGCAACCACCAGUACGUCAACGAAAAAAAGUAAUGGUGGUAUGACUUUGGGUUUGCCUUCGUACGGAACAAUACUUCCCAUAGUUUUUGCAUUAAUAUAGACAAGUCUUAUAUAUUCAAUCUCACCUCAAUGUAUCCUUAUAGUAAAACAGAUAAUUGAAAAGAUACAUCAAGUAGCC
Spathaspora passalidarum NRRL Y-27907 is the source of this 764-nucleotide messenger RNA. RefSeq lists its product as uncharacterized. The transcript has a single exon. The annotation marks the transcript as partial. The record is from RefSeq and is a predicted model, not a curated record. NCBI's taxonomy places the organism in Eukaryota, Fungi, Ascomycota, Pichiomycetes, Serinales, Debaryomycetaceae.